GUUUCAUUGAAUCCAAUUUUCUCUCUCUUACCCCAAAGCAACGCAAAAGCUAACCCUUAGAAAAAGCAAUGGCACCCAAAGCUGAGAAGAAGCCGGCGGAGAAGAAACCGGCGGAGAAGAAGCCAGCUGAGGAGAAGAAAACCGUCGGCGAGAAAGCCCCGGCGGAGAAGAAGCCAAAGGCUGGGAAGAAGCUUCCCAAGGAUAGCGGAGCAGCUGCCGGUGACAAGAAAAAGAAGAGAUCUAAGAAGAGCAUCGAGACUUACAAGAUCUACAUCUUCAAGGUCCUCAAGCAAGUCCAUCCGGACAUAGGGAUCUCAAGCAAAGCCAUGGGAAUCAUGAACAGUUUCAUCAACGAUAUCUUCGAAAAGCUUGCUCAAGAAGCCUCUAGACUCGCAAGGUACAACAAGAAGCCCACCAUCACUUCUAGGGAAAUCCAGACAGCUGUCAGGCUUGUACUUCCCGGUGAACUUGCCAAACAUGCCGUCUCUGAAGGAACCAAGGCUGUGACCAAGUUCACUUCAUCUUGAGAAGGGAAUUUUAGCUGUUCUAUGGUUAGGGUUAGGGUUAGGGUUAGGAUUUCCCCCUUUCUUAAAGUAGUCGUGUGAUUUUCUAUCUUUAAUUUCUAAAAUUUCGGCAUGUGUUUGGAUAUUUGGUUUGUAUUCGAACGUGGAUCUACUCGAUUCCGAUUGACCCUUGUAGAAA
Hibiscus syriacus is the source of this 702-nucleotide messenger RNA. Its product is annotated as histone H2B-like. The record is from RefSeq and is a predicted model, not a curated record. Lineage: Eukaryota; Viridiplantae; Streptophyta; Magnoliopsida; Malvales; Malvaceae. Gene Ontology annotation, biological process: nucleosome assembly. The transcript has a single exon. The coding region runs from base 69 to 527 and encodes 152 amino acids. Gene Ontology annotation, cellular component: nucleosome. Gene Ontology annotation, molecular function: structural constituent of chromatin; DNA binding; protein heterodimerization activity.